Molecule: messenger RNA, 1008 nt
Organism: Myripristis murdjan (pinecone soldierfish)
Lineage: Eukaryota; Metazoa; Chordata; Actinopteri; Holocentriformes; Holocentridae
Product: trace amine-associated receptor 1-like
Exons: 2
Coding region: 1-1008 (335 amino acids)
Biological process (GO): G protein-coupled receptor signaling pathway
Cellular component (GO): membrane
Molecular function (GO): trace-amine receptor activity
Source: RefSeq, a predicted model, not a curated record
AUGCAAGUCUUACUCUCCUCUUCCUCCUCACAGAUGGAGCCAGUUUUCUGCUUGGAGUCCAGGAACACUUCCUGUCUGAAGACCGUCUACCCGCUGCCCGUCCGAGUCUGUCUGUACACUGUCCUCGGCGCCGCCGUGCUCGUGACGGUGUGCGGAAACAUCCUGGUCAUCGUCUCCAUCGCUUACUUCAAGCAGCUCCACACUCCAACCAACUUCCUGCUGCUGUCUCUCGCGGCGUCCGACUUCCUGCUGGGGCUGCUGGUCAUGCUGCCCAGCGUGAUUCGCAGUGUGGAGACGUGCUGGUACUUUGGAGAACUGUUCUGUAAAAUCUACAUCAGCACUGAGGUCCUGUUGUGCACGGCCUCGAUUCUCAACCUAUCCUUCAUAUCGAUCGACAGAUAUUACGCCAUCUGCCAGCCUCUGAUGUACAGCAGGAAAAUAACAGCAACCUCUGUUCUGAUCAUGAUUCUGGUCAGCUGGAGCGUUUCGGCUGCAGUCGGCUUCGGUAUGAUAUUCCUCCAGCUCAAUAUUUUGGGAAUCGAGGACUUCUACUACAACGCUGUUGCAUGUGAAGGAGCGUGUGUUCUGUUUCAGAGCCAAGCGUCCAGCACCGUCUCAUCGGUUCUCUCUUUUUAUAUCCCGGGAGUUGUGAUGCUCGGUGUUUACCUGAAGAUCUUCCUGGUGGCGUGGAGACAAGCUCGCUGCCUUCAGAGGAGGAGUUCCGACAGGUCGCAGACAAAAGCCACCAAGACUCUGGCUGUCAUCAUGGGGACGUUCCUUUCUUUCUGGACUCCUUUUUUUAUCUGCAAUGUUGUUGAUCCCUUCAUCGGAUACUCCAUUCCGCCGCUGCUGUUUGAGACUCUGGUGUGGAUUGGCUACUUGAAUUCAACCGUGAACCCUCUGGUGUACGCUUUCUUCUACAGCUGGUUCAGAAAGGCGUUUCGAGCCAUCGUUUCAGGCAGCAUCUUUACAUCUGACAUUUCAGAGAUAAAACUGUUUACAGAAUAA